This is a messenger RNA of Lepisosteus oculatus (spotted gar), 696 nucleotides long. The record is from RefSeq and is a predicted model, not a curated record. Lineage: Eukaryota; Metazoa; Chordata; Actinopteri; Semionotiformes; Lepisosteidae.
AGGCUGUGGUCACAGAGUGUCCUGGUCACUGCGUCAGGCUGUACCUCCUCACGGUCCCUCUCUCUGCAGGCCGGCCGGAGGGACUCCCGGCCCUCCUCCCCCCUGCACCCCCCCUCGGGGCCCGACCCCCCGCCGCCCCCCCCUCAGCCAGAGAAGGACGCCCCCCCAGCCAAGAAGGUGAAGGUGCGGCCCCCGCCCCUCAAGAAGACGUUCGACUCUGUGGACAAGGUGCUGUCCGAGGUGUACUUCGAGGAGCGCUUCGCCGAGCUGCCCGAGUUCCGGCCCGAGGAGGUGCUGCCCUCGCCCACCCUGCAGAGCCUGGCCACCUCCCCCCGGGCCAUCCUGGGCAGCUACCGCAAGAAGAGGAAGAACUCCACCGACCUGGACUCGUCCACCGAGGACCCGGUGUCCCCGAAGAGGAAGAGCCGGCGGAGAUCCAGCUGCAGCUCCGAGCCCAACACGCCCAAGAGCGCCGCCAAGUGCGAGGGCGACAUCUUCACCUUCGACCGGCCAGGGACAGACUCAGAGGACAUCCUGGGAGAGCUGGAGUUCGACAAGGUGCCAUACUCCUCUCUGCGUCGCACCCUGGACCAGCGCCGCGCCCUCGUCAUGCAGCUCUUCCAAGAGCAUGGCUUCUUCCCCUCUGGUACCUACCACACUCACUCCACCCUCUCAGUGCAGUGUUAAUGUACUGGA